AUGUCCUACCUCUUCGGUUCCCUCUUCAAGUCCUCGACACGAAUGCAUAACCUCAAGAUCCUCGCGAUCGAUUUCGACGGCAGCGAUAUCGGAAAGGCCAUUUCCGGUGCUUAUGAUACCCUCCAGUCAGACAAGUUCCCUUCCGUUGAGUUCGGUUCGUCCUCCGAGUAUGAUACCCCUGAAAAGGUUCGCGACGCUGUCUGUAACCAUGGCUACUGGGGUGCUAUUUACACUCAUCCUGGUGCCUCUGAUCGUCUUUUGUCCACCAUUGAGGGCGACAACACUACUGUUUAUGAUCCACAAGACGCUGUCACUACGAUUUACAACGGCGCAUACUAUCCUUCCAUCUUCUCUUCUCUUCAAGGCAACAUGCAGAGCCUCGUUGGCGCUGCCGCAACCAUGUAUGCCCUUGCGACUCCCGAUGCCCUCAAGGCCGUCAACAUGACCAACCCUACCUCAGCGAGUACACUCCUUCGACCCUUCCAUGCCAACAUCUGGAACAUCAUGCCGACCGAGCAGGGUACAAGAGUUCUUCUGAAUACUGUCUCACUAGUGAUGGGCAUUCUCAUGCAUUUCUUCUUCCAGAUGGGACUUAACGGUAUUACAACUUCUACCAAGGUCCUCCAGUCGUACUCAAAGCGAGAUGUUUAUAUUUUCCGCUUCAUCACUGGAAAGAUUUAUACCCUCAUCGGUGCUUUAGGCAUGGCUGGCUAUUUCUGGGCCUUCCGCGAGAAUUGGAGCGUUGAUGCUGCUCAGUUCUUUGAGACUUGGAUGUGCCUCUGGUUCUACACGGACAUCAACUACCUUGUCAUCGACACAGUGCUGGCAACUAUAGUUCCUAUGCAGUUCUUUGCAUUCUUCCUACUUACAUGGAUCAUUCUCAAUAUCGGGUCAACCGUCUUCCCAUUUGAGCUCACGCCUGGGUUCUACCAUUGGUCGUGGGCACUUCCAGCCCAUAACGCGUGGCUUCUUCUCGUCGGUAUCUGGUCUGGGUGCCGUGCCAACAUUGGGGUUACUCUACCCAUCUUGUUCUCUUGGUGGGUUGUCGGCCACGCUGGAAGCGCAUGGUCAGUCCGCAAGAGGUGCUUGAUGGCUGAGGCCGAGGCUGAGAGUCAGUUGCAAGAUACUCCCAACGAGAAGUUUGAACGAUUUAGCACCGAGCAGACACGGCAGGAAACAUCACAUGGACUGAGACCGGCACGGGAUCUUGACCUGGAGGCCAAUCUCCCCGCGCAGCGUCUGCGCAAUGACGAUGAUAAUCGGACAAUUACAAAUGGCGGCGAGCUGUCACAGGAGCACGAUAACAUCAAAUAG
Messenger RNA from Fusarium oxysporum Fo47, 1314 nucleotides. Its product is annotated as SNG1 family protein. Lineage: Eukaryota; Fungi; Ascomycota; Sordariomycetes; Hypocreales; Nectriaceae. Bases 1 to 1314 code for a protein of 437 amino acids. The transcript has a single exon. The record is from RefSeq and is a predicted model, not a curated record. Gene Ontology annotation, cellular component: membrane.